UGUAUGACAAGCUUUUGAUGAGUUUCUACGCAAAUCUCGUUGGUUGAUCUUUCCCUUCCUGCAUAAACGGAAUCCUUCCCCCUCUGCUGCAACGCGCAGUCGCAUCUGCCCAUCGCCCAUCUUUCUUACGUUUAUAUACCCUUAAUCCUACAAUAUACCUAACCUACUAUACUACUACCUACCAUAUAAAAUUUUAUACCCUUUUAACACAAUGGACUCCUCUUGAUUCACGCCGUCUUCCCUCCCACCUAGGUCCUUCCGUGGUCGCCGAGUGCCCUGUGCUCAUAUACUCCUCCAGUAGUAUAUUGCGCCGAACCGUCCUGCAUCGUCGCCCAAGGCCAUCGUGAUCUAGAAGCUUAAUCUUAGAUCUCCUGCGUUACACUACAUCGUUCGCGACACCCGAAUCUUCCCGCGACCCUCUUUCGCGGAUAUCAUCGCCGAUCGCAUCUCAACUUUCCCCAGAUCUUUCCUGCGUACUAUGCGCCUCCGCCGAGCCGCCCGCGUCAUCCUCGUCGGAGCACCAGGCGUAGGGAAGGGCACCCAGUCCAAGCGACUUCUCUCCCGCUUUCCCCAGCUAUCGGCUAUCUCCUCUGGAGACUUGCUUCGCCACAAUGUUAAAAAUCGGACGCCUCUCGGUAUCAAGGUCGAGAAGACGAUGAAGACUGGCGAAUUGGUCUCUGAUGACCUGAUAUUACGCUUAAUUACAAACGAGUUGGGCCGUCGUGGUUGGCUCUAUGGCGGACGACCGAAUUUUAUGACCCUUUCGUCAUCGUCCGAGGCCGCCUCUUUAGAUGGCGUGGAUGCUUUUGGGUCCGCACUCGAGGUCGAUCCUCUUGCGGGGGCAAGCUUAUCUCCGCAGGCAUCCGAAGACCCCGCUGCUUCAUUUUUACUUGAUGGCUUCCCUCGUACCGCCGCACAGGCUCAACGAUUAGACGACAUUGUACCUAUUAACUGGGUAGUCUCCUUACAGACGCCAUUCGACGUCAUUAUGGAGCGCAUAUCAUCUCGCUGGGUUCAUGAGCCAUCCGGCCGCAUCUACAACACCACAUUUAAUGCGCCAAAAAUACCGGGCUUCGACGAUAUCACGGGAGAACCUCUAGUACAACGAGCCGACGAUACCGAGGAGGUGUAUAGGGCGCGGUUCCGGAAAUUCCAGGAAACGAGCGAACCUUUACUCGAACACUACGCCAAAAAGGGUGUCCUAUGGGAGGUCCACGGCAUGAGCAGUGAUGAGAUCAGCCCGAAACUUUACCGAGAGUUUGAACGUCGCUUUUUAUGAAUAUACUGGAAUUUUUGAUCUGGGAUCAGGACGGCACAUAGGACUGGUGAAAUGACUUAAAUUGGCUGUAUAUCAUGUGGGAAUUUUGAAUGAGCAAUGUCUUCAAGCUCAACUGGAGUUCAGGGGACUGGACAACGUGAGCGGACGAACAGUGGACGCUCUACGGCGGAAACCUACCUAGGUUAGGUAAGGUAGGUAGGGUUAUGGGGACGAUUUGAAUACCUAUGUUUAUAUGAGACGAAUUCUGGAACAAAUUUACAAUUCGAAGUUCCAUUCGAAGAUGAUCUAUCUUGAUACUAUUGACUAACUUAUAAAGAAUACUACUCGAGUAUUCGGGAGUGGGAUCGAUUUAUGAUUAAGAAUUUACAUACUGCGCUUUUUGCUUUAAGUCUCAGCUUGAGGCUGUGUAAGAUUAGACGUUACGAGAGGACAAUUCCAUCAUUCCAUCAUGUCUUCACUAUAUUAUUCCCAGCUCGCAUCUAGCAGCUCUCUGAUUAGGGUUAGCAUAUAU
Molecule: messenger RNA, 1790 nt
Organism: Daldinia loculata
Lineage: Eukaryota; Fungi; Ascomycota; Sordariomycetes; Xylariales; Hypoxylaceae
Product: adenylate kinase
Exons: 1
Coding region: 479-1279 (266 amino acids)
Biological process (GO): nucleobase-containing compound metabolic process
Cellular component (GO): cytoplasm; mitochondrion
Molecular function (GO): ATP binding; AMP kinase activity
Source: RefSeq, a predicted model, not a curated record